CAUCUCUCGCUCAUCAUGCCUGCUGAAGCACCCCCCGUCAAAGCGGCCAAGAAGGGCUCCAAGAAAGCCGUCGCUAAGACCGUCAGCAAGACUGGAAAGAAGAGGAGAAAGUCCAGGAAGGAGAGCUACGCCAUCUACGUCUACAAGGUGAUGAAGCAGGUCCACCCCGACACCGGCAUCUCCUCCAAGGCCAUGGGCAUCAUGAACUGCUUCGUGAGCGACAUCUUUGAGCGCAUCGCCGGUGAGGCCUCUCGUCUGGCUCACUACAACAAGCGCCGCACCAUCACCUCCAGGGAGAUCCAGACCGCUGUCCGCCUGCUGCUGCCCGGAGAGCUGGCUAAACACGCCGUGUCUGAGGGCACCAAGGCCGUGACCAAGUACACCAGCUCCAAGUAAACUCUGCUGCUGACAUACCAACAACACAAAGGCUCUUUUAAGAGCCACCCACUUCAUCUACUGCUGCUUUCUUCUUACAAAGUGUCUAAUAUACGUCAACAUGAUUUCCAUUUUAAUAAAACAAAAAUAAUACUUAUGGUCUACUCUAAGUGAACAACACCCUUCUUUUUUUAAGCUGGUUUUGAAAUUAUGUAUUGGUGGUAGUGAGAUUAAACUGCCAUGCUCACUGGAUCAUCUUCCUGUGAUCUGGCUUUUACUAUUUA
Molecule: messenger RNA, 659 nt
Organism: Gymnodraco acuticeps
Lineage: Eukaryota; Metazoa; Chordata; Actinopteri; Perciformes; Bathydraconidae
Product: histone H2B 1.2-like
Exons: 2
Coding region: 16-396 (126 amino acids)
Cellular component (GO): nucleosome
Molecular function (GO): protein heterodimerization activity; structural constituent of chromatin; DNA binding
Source: RefSeq, a predicted model, not a curated record